AUGAACCUCAAGAUCUUUGUCAUCGUACUUCUGCUCUUUAUAACAUCGGAAUCUCGUCGAAAACAAGGUCGGGGAGACGAUGGCAACAAGAACAAGCUUGGGAUGGGAUCAAUUCAAUCGAAGUGGAACGACGAUGAAGAGGAGCUAAUAAACAAUAAUAUCGGCUAUACGCCUCUGACUCAAGCUCCCUUAACAACAACCACUACUUCGGUUACCACAACUACUACUACUUACCCAAAUUAGUGAGCCAUAAUUUCGAUUACAACUUUAUGUUUUAGCAACGGCAUCCGACCGGAGUAUCAAGAAGUUCCUCCUGCAGAAACAACUCCGAUUCCAGUGGUUAUCCCUCCAACAACCCCGGAGCCAGAGGAUCCGGAGACAACCGAAGUCCCGAGGGAUGAUAAAGCUACAGCUCCGAGUAAGUGAUCGCCGGUAUACCUUUGUAACGAACUAUGAAGUAUAGCUCUUGAGGCGUCGAACAAGACCAUUUUGUGGAUCGAUGCAACGUACAAAGCGGAGGAUAAAGGGAUGAAUUUAUCGACGCUAGCGGAAUGCAAACCAUGGAUUGAGUAUUGGAAUGAAAAUUUGAAUUUGACGGUAGGAGGCCUUCAAAAGACAGCCUAAAAUAUUUUUACAAAGCAAUUGCAAUUUCUCUUUGGUUUAGUCAACAAAUUCUACUGUCGAGUUGUCCAAUGAAACACUGAAAUCGACAACUGAAUCUGAGGACUCCUCGGAGGAAUCCGAGAAGGUCGAAAAGAUGGAAUUUGAAGUCAUUGACUCUAGCUCUCGACUAGAAGAAGUUGGCCUCGAUCCUGAGCUUCUAGACGAAUACGAAGCCAUUGGAGUUGUCUACAAAGAAGUUUGCGGCAACCACUCCCGGCAGCUUUGGUAUAGUGACCCUACAAUGGCGAGGAAGAUUGGAAUUGACGAGAAAAGCACAAUUUGCGACCCUUUUAAGGUAAGUUUCUUUCACAGCUCCUUGAAUAUUGACCGUUUUAGGAAGAGCUACAUCCAAAUGCUGAGACACUGACAAACUUGGCGAUACAGUUGAACGAGGUCAUUAAAAACUUUACAAAGAAUAUUACUGUGACAGAAAAAAGCAACGAGAAUGUGACGACGUUGAGGCCAGAAAAUCUAGAAUACACUACAAAAACAUACGACGAAAACAUGAUGGGAAUGUUCAAGGAUUCGGUAGGUUAUUUGGAAAGGAGUACUUUAAAAAUGCCAUUUUACUUAUUGAAUUUUCAGCCUCAAUACGAAAUCCAACAAAGAGUUGUAAUUCGUCGGCACCGACGCGCCGGUGACACCGUAGUAAUUGAGCAGGCAGAAGAAGGAACCACUGCGGAACCAAAGCCAAACGAGGAGAGUCCGGAUCAGGACUGGCUUGAGGACAUUGCGGUCGAAGAGAGGGAGCUGUUGACAGUCGCAAAACAAAAAUUAGGCGACAACGUUUCGAUCGAAGAAGCGUGGAUUCAAAUCGACGCAACGGAUGAGACAAAGUAGGAGGCAAAUUAUAUAUAUUUGAUUGGUAAAAUACGUAGGAAUAAGUUCUUUGUUUUGAUAUUUCAAAUCACCUAACUUGUUUACUUUCAGCCCUCUGAUGUACAUUUUGUCAACUGAUGCGGCCAACGCCUUGAAGCUGAAGAUUGAUCCUCAUAGCUUCAACCGAUAUGAAAAAGUGGUCCUGCAUUUGCCUGGGAUCUGCGCAGAUUAUGUUCCGACAGCCGUGGAUUCGUUCAAUGCCAGUGAUUUUGAAGGUAAUUUGAUGUUUAUCCUUCAGUCAUGAGGGCUCUACUCUUUGGCGAUUGAUAUGGGCUUCACGGAUCGAAACCUUAUGCUUCUGCCCAGUCACCAACAUUUUUACUAUAAAAUACGUUGAUUUUCAGGUAUUGAGAUCGAAGGUCCGAUUGGAGUAAACAUAACGGCCCUAGAGCUUGCCGGAGUCAACUUGACCGAACUCGCGGAAAAGCUGAGAAACGAUACGGAAGUGGAUGAAGUUUUGACCAGGACCAAUGCUACAAGGUUGUUCAUAAAAGUUCACAAGAUAUUUUUAUUGUGUUUAGAACCCUCGGAGGUAGCUAUAUCAUCCCGGUCCUACAGAAAAAUCAAUAUGAUGCUUUCUCGGCCCCAAUCGUUUUCCAAGGAUCGGCGGUGGUUGUGAGAUUCGGAAUCUACAUCGAGUCAAUGAGCAAUUUCCAAACCUCAACGAUGGUAAAGGAGUUUAUACCUUACUCUUCAUAAUAUAUCAUGCUAUUUGUGCAAAGUAAUUUCAGGACUACGACAUGGAUAUAUACUUAAUAAUGUCUUGGCGAGAUGCACGGCUCGUCAACCCAUAUGGAAAACCAAUAUUAGUUAAAGAAGAAGAUAUUUUGGAGAAAAUCUGGAGGCCCGAUCCAUUCUUUGCGAAUGCCAAAGAGGCCGAAUUCCAUGAAGUCACAUUCUUGAACUUUUUGAUGAGAAUCUUCAGCGAUGGCAUCGUUUUGUACGAAACAAGGUAGGUUAACACACAGGAAAAAAAUUUGAAUAAAAAGAGUUUGCCUGGGUACGCGACUGUUGAAUCAAAAACGAAUGCUUUCCAUUACAGUGGACCUGAUCCAGUGGUAAAAAGCGUAUCAUUUUGCAUUCGGGAAGUAUCAAAAAUGUGGCAAAAUGCUUCCUUCUUCAAGCGAAAAAGCUUUGUUUUGAAGGGCGCGCCCUUUUUUCCUCACAAAAAGAGCGGGCGCGCUUUUGAAAUCUGAGUUUUUUCCACCUGUAGAGGGAGGUAUUUGGCCACUUUUUUUGAUGCUGCCUGGAAGCAAAAUGGUACGUCUUUUGCCAUUGGAUCAGCUGCCCCACUGUAGGCAUUUUUUUAGAAUAAAGCUGAAGCCAGCCUGCAACUUGGUCCUAUGCAAAUAUCCGCAUGACAAGCAAACAUGUGAGCUCCUCAUCAAAUCUUGUAAGUUCUACAACCAUUUUGGACCAUUUAUAUUGCACUUCUAGUUGCCUAUCCCGUUGAAACCGUUCGAUUUGAAUGGUUUACCAAUAAAAUUGACGCCAUUGACAAAAAUCCUGAUGUAAAAUUGCCGGAACUUUACAUUGACAGAUACGAACCGACUGUUUGCAAUAAGUCUCGGAAAUCUGGAGAAUUCUCCUGCCUUAGGGCGUUGUUUCGUCUCAAGCGUGACGUCGGUUUUCACGUGGCUCAAACCUAUAUUCCAACGUCGUUGGCGUUGAUGUUCUCUUGGGUCGGAGUCUGGCUUCCCGAGGAGUUUAUGGAGGGCCGUAUUGGUGUGGCCAUUACCGUGCUUUUGACUCUGUCCACAGAGUCCGCAGGAGCGAGAGAGCACUUGCCCAGUGUGUCGUACAUGAAGGCCAUUGAUCUGUGGUUUGGCUACAUUACUGGCUUUGUCUUCUUUACCCUGUUGCAGACAUUGUUUGUCAUCGGCUUUGACAAAAGAGCUAAUCAGUUGGUAAGGAAUGACGUCUGCAAAAGGCAAAAUACUAUUUUUUACUAACAAGGGAAGUACCACAAAUGCGACGCUCCGAUUUUCUUUCGAUUUUGUACACGUAUCGGGCAUGAACUAAAUAUCAAUUCCUGAAAGUUUUAGCCCGCGCUUUGCAAGCGCCGCCGAGAUAUUCAACAACUUUUGCAGCCGAGAGAGCAUGCUGAACGUGGAGAGCGGUCAGAGAGAAAAACAAUUUUUGACCAUAGCUUCGCUGGUUUUGUGCGGAAAAAAAAUAUUUUUCAUGGGAACAUUACCCUCAAUGAGAGAAAUAGGCAUGAAAUUUUUCGGACUGAAAUUCGGCAAAAAAAUUCAAAUUUUCGCCAACUUUCGAUCUAAAAAUCUCGGUUGUUUCUGCAAAGCGCGAGCUGGGAUUCUCGCACAUAUUUUGGAAAAAAAAUAUUCUAAAUUUAUGCCAAGUUUCAUCAAAAUCUGAGCGUCGCACGUCAAACUGAGAUAGACUCAAACAGUACGGUGAAUAGGUUGGCAAUCCGCGAAAAAAGACCCAAAAAACUUUUUGUCGGGGAAGAAAUGGGGAUUCUUUGGGGCGAGAGAGUACGUUUUUGCGCGCCUUUUUCGCUGACUUCUCUGUGAAAUCAAGACGAAGUGUAAAAAACCGAUAGCGAAGAGUCUAUUCUGGUCACCGGACUCCUCAGUUUGACGUGCGUCGUACUUGAAGUACUUCCCCUGUAAAUUUGAAUUUGACCUGCUUUCUAUUCCAAAAUUUUAGAGAAAAUCGGCGAACAAAAAGCGAACCGACCUUACCCAAGAGUACAAAGAUGCCUUGGUCCACAAGGCCGAAAGAUACCAUAAGACUGGAAGGUAAGAACAAAGUCAUAAUCCGACCGGUUCAAACUUGAUUCCAGAUAUCUGGACAACUUCUGUCGGAUAUUCUACCCUCUCACCUUCCUCUUAUUCCUUAUCAUGUACUAUUUUGUGUUUACGGAAGGCCGACAGGACGAUUGUAUUUCGCAAAGAUAG
Messenger RNA from Bursaphelenchus xylophilus (pine wood nematode), 4463 nucleotides. Lineage: Eukaryota; Metazoa; Nematoda; Chromadorea; Rhabditida; Aphelenchoididae. The record is from the annotation of a GenBank genome assembly.